GCUGGGCCUCAGAUGAGACCGCAGCUCCAGUCAUCACCUUGAUUGCAGCUCACAGAAACUCCCAACCGACAGAAACUGUAGUUAGAGCAAGAAGAUGGUGUUUCCGUCCUUCAAACGGUCCCUUGCAACCAUGUCAUUUCUACUUUCCUCACUGUUGGCUCUCUUAACUGUGUCCACUCCUUCAUGGUGUCAGAUCAGUGAAGCAUCUCCAAAAGGUAGUAAUGGGAUGCCAUUUCCUUGGAAUAAAAUACGACUUCCUGAGUAUGUCAUCCCAGUUCAUUAUGAUCUCCUGAUCCAUGCAAACCUUACCACGCUGACCUUCUGGGGAACCACGGAAGUAGAAAUAACAGCCAGUCAGCCCACCAGCACCAUCAUCCUGCAUAGUCACCACCUGCAGAUAUCUAGGGCCACCCUCAGGAAAGGAGCUGGAGAGAGGCUAUCGGAAGAACCGCUUCAGAUCCUGGAACACCCUCCUCAGGAGCAAAUCGCGCUGCUGGCUCCUGAGCCCCUCCUUGUCGGGCUGCUGUACACAGUUGUCAUUCACUAUGCUGGCAAUCUUUCAGAGACUUUCCACGGAUUUUACAAAAGCACUUACAGAACCAAGGAAGGGGAACUGAGGAUACUUGCAUCAACACAAUUUGAACCCACUGCAGCUAGAAUGGCCUUUCCCUGCUUUGAUGAACCUGCCUUCAAAGCAAGUUUCUCAAUCAAAAUUAGAAGAGAGCCAAGGCACCUAGCCAUCUCCAAUAUGCCACUGGUGAAAUCUGUGACUGUUGCUGAAGGACUCAUAGAAGACCAUUUUGAUGUCACUGUGAAGAUGAGCACCUAUCUGGUGGCCUUCAUUAUUUCAGAUUUUGAGUCUGUCAGCAAGAUAACCAAGAGUGGAGUCAAGGUUUCUGUAUAUGCUGUGCCAGACAAGAUAAAUCAAGCAGAUUAUGCACUGGAUGCUGCGGUGACUCUUCUAGAUUUUUAUGAGGAUUAUUUCAACAUACCGUAUCCCCUACCCAAACAAGAUCUUGCUGCUAUUCCUGACUUUCAAUCUGGUGCUAUGGAAAACUGGGGACUAACAACAUACAGAGAAUCUGCUCUAUUGUUUGAUGCGGAAAAGUCUUCUGCAUCAAGUAAGCUUGGCAUCACAAUGAUUGUGGCCCAUGAACUGGCCCACCAGUGGUUUGGGAACCUGGUCACUAUGGAAUGGUGGAAUGAUCUUUGGCUAAAUGAGGGAUUUGCCAAAUUUAUGGAAUUUGUGUCUGUCAGUGUGACCCAUCCUGAACUGAAAGUUGAAGAUUAUUUCUUUGGCAAAUGUUUUGAUGCAAUGGAGGUAGAUGCUUUAAAUUCCUCACACCCUGUGUCUACACCUGUGGAGAAUCCUGCUCAGAUCCGGGAGAUGUUUGAUGAUGUUUCUUAUGAUAAGGGAGCUUGUAUUCUGAAUAUGCUAAGGGAGUAUCUUAGUGCUGAUGCAUUUAAAAGUGGUAUUGUACAGUAUCUCCAGAAGCAUAGCUAUAAAAAUACAAAAAACGAGGACCUGUGGGAUAGUAUGGCAAGUAUUUGCCCUACAGACGGUGUAAAAGGGAUGGAUGGCUUUUGCUCUAGAAGUCAACAUACAUCUUCAUUCUCACAUUGGCAUCAGGAAGGGCUGGAUGUGAAAACCAUGAUGAACACUUGGACACUGCAGAAGGGUUUUCCCCUGAUAACCAUCACAGUGAGGGGAAGGAAUGUACACAUGAAGCAAGAGCACUACAUGAAGGGCUCUGAAGGCGCCCCGGACACUGGGUACCUGUGGCAUGUUCCAUUGACGUUCAUCACCAGCAAAUCAGACAUGGUCCAUCGAUUUUUGCUAAAAACAAAAACAGAUGUGCUCAUCCUCCCAGAAGAGGUGGAAUGGAUCAAAUUUAAUGUGGGCAUGAAUGGCUAUUACAUUGUGCAUUACGAGGAUGAUGGAUGGGACUUUGGCCUUUUAAAAAGAACACACACAGCAGUCAGCAGUAACGAUCGGGCGAGUCUCAUUAACAAUGCAUUUCAGCUUGUCAGCAUUGGGAAGCUGUCCAUUGAAAAGGCCUUGGAUUUAUCCCUGUACUUGAAACAUGAAACUGAAAUUAUGCCCGUAUUUCAAGGUUUGAAUGAGCUGAUUCCUAUGUAUAAGUUAAUGGAGAAAAGAGAUAUGAAUGAAGUGGAAACUCAAUUCAAGGCCUUCCUCAUUAGGCUGCUAAGGGACCUCAUUGAUAAGCAGACGUGGACAGAUGAAGGCUCGGUCUCAGAGCGAAUGCUGCGGAGUCAGCUACUCCUCCUUGCCUGUGUGCGCAAGUAUCAGCCGUGCGUACAGAGGGCAGAAGGCUAUUUCAGGAAGUGGAAGGAAUCCAAUGGAAACUUGAGCCUGCCUAUCGAUGUGACCUUGGCAGUGUUUGCUGUGGGCGCCCAGAGCACAGAAGGCUGGGAUUUUCUUUAUAGUAAAUAUCAGUCUUCUUUGUCCAGUAUUGAGAAAGAACAAAUUGAAUUUGCCCUCUGCACAACCCAAAAUAAGGAAAAGCUUCAAUGGCUACUAGAUGAAAGCUUUAAGGGAGAUAAAAUAAAAACUCAGGAAUUUCCAGGAAUUCUUGUACUCAUCGGCAGGAACCCAGUAGGAUACCCACUGGCCUGGAAAUUUCUGAGGAAAAACUGGAACAAACUUGUACAGAAGUUUGAACUUGGCUCACAUUCCAUAGCCCACAUGGUAAUGGGUACAACAAAUCAAUUCUCCACAAGAACAUGGCUUGAAGAGGUAAAAGGAUUCUUCAGCUCUUUGAAAGAAAAUGGUUCUCAGCUCCGUUGUGUCCAACAGACAAUUGAAACCAUUGAAGAAAACAUCCGUUGGAUGGAUAAGAAUUUUGAUAAAAUCAGAGUGUGGCUGCAAAGUGAAAAGUUUGAACUUCUGUAAAAAUUCCUCCCUUGCCAGGUUCCUGUUAUCUCUAAUCACCAACAUUUUGUUGAGUGUAUUUUCAAACUAGAGAUGGCUGUUUUGGCUCCAGCUGAAGAUACUUUUUUCCCCUUCAACUCAUUUUUUGACUGUCCCGGUGAAAAGACUGGCUGUUAGUUUUUCAUGAGUGGGCUAUCGCUACCACGUGUUUCAUUCAUCACAGGUGUGGCCCUGCAAUGUAAACCCAAGUGUUGGGUUCCCUGCCACAGAGGAAUGAAGUGCCUUAUUCUUCUCAUUUUAUAUUUUACGCUUAAGCCCCCCAGUGUCCAAAACCCUGUGCCCCACAUUUGUCAUUCAUAAACUGUUUCAUCAAUUUCCUCGAAAGAUUCUGAAUAGUCGACUACUGAACAAUGAAUACCUGGAUCCGAGACUAAGCCAGAUGAUGGCUGAGUUAAAGCUCUGGCUCUCCCCGCUGACCCCUCCAGACUCGCUGCCCACCCCUCUCUUCCUUGCUCCAUGCCCAGGGGCUGACUUGUAAAGGCCAAGUCCUCAAGCUUCCUUGCCCUUUGGAUGUUGGUCAGUGGGGAGCCAGAGAGCUGGAGCUGGGGUCGGAGGAGGUAAUAGGUGUUCUUCCCUGAUUCCCUUACUGGAUGCCUCGGGCUGGCAUCCCCUGAGGGUCUUAGCUCCUGAGAGGGGACCCUCUUUUCCACACAGCCUUCUCCACCUCUGGAUUUUGGUAACUGCUCCCUCCUCAUCCCUUCAGGAUUAGGGGCCUCAGUGGGAGCCUGGCUUUUACUAGUCCUGGCGAGACUUGUGGUUUCCACAUAAUGUGCUUGUACUUUUGCAAAAA
Messenger RNA from Mandrillus leucophaeus (drill), 3743 nucleotides. It is a transcript of the gene ERAP1, whose product is annotated as endoplasmic reticulum aminopeptidase 1. The record is from RefSeq and is a predicted model, not a curated record. Gene Ontology annotation, molecular function: metalloaminopeptidase activity; peptide binding; zinc ion binding. Gene Ontology annotation, biological process: proteolysis; peptide catabolic process. Gene Ontology annotation, cellular component: cytoplasm. NCBI's taxonomy places the organism in Eukaryota, Metazoa, Chordata, Mammalia, Primates, Cercopithecidae.